CUGCUCCUCGGCGGGCGGUAGCAGCCCCCGGAGUCGCCUGGUGCAUCGCAGCGAGCCGCGUCCCCCCCACUCCCCCCAGGAGAUGCUUCUGGGGCGCCCGUUGAGCUCCCGGGUCUCAGAAGGCCGGUGGGGAGCGAGAGCGGUGGCAAGCCAAUGGCUGUAGGAUUGUCACUGCUAAGGGAAAGCAUUUAGCACCCCGCGAAGCGGGCAACCAGGGGUGUGAAGCAUCUCUGGCACGGCCAGGGACCGCACUCCAGGAAUUGCUGCGCUGCGGCUGUCGCAGAGCGCGUUCCCUGCCUGGCAGCGCCUCACCGUGCAGAUGGCUGCUCGCCGCUCAAAAUCGUCCUGGAGUAAUUGGGAGGUGGCGUGUGCUCUGACUGGGAAGGCUCAAGUCAAAUAGGUUUUUAAUUUAAUCCCAGCCUGCGGAACGAACGCGUGUCUGCCCUGCUGAUGAGACGUGCGGCAUAUUUAAAGUCGUUUGGCUGCUGUGUCUGUUAGUUCAGUUUCCAGAUGCCUCCAGAUGAAAGCUUAAGGUGGGGAGUGCUCUGCGGCCACAGGCACUGCUGGGAUCCACCUCCUGGAGGGGGUCCCUGGGCUCUGAGCAGUGAGGGAGGGGGCAUCCCCCCGGGGUUGGGUGUGCUCCCGGGGGCGAUGGCAAUGGCCGGUCUUCACCUCAGCCUGACUAACAGCCUCUCUUCUCUUUACAGCUGUUUGCAGACAAGGUCCCCAAGACAGCAGAAAACUUCCGUGCCCUGAGCACUGGCGAGAAGGGAUUUGGCUACAAGGGGUCCUGCUUCCACAGAAUCAUUCCUGGAUUCAUGUGCCAGGGUGGUGACUUCACGCGCCACAACGGUACUGGCGGCAAAUCCAUCUAUGGGGAGAAGUUCCCUGAUGAGAACUUCAUCCUGAAGCACACAGGCCCUGGCAUCCUGUCCAUGGCCAAUGCUGGCCCCAACACGAACGGCUCCCAGUUCUUCAUCUGCACUGCCAAGACCGAGUGGUUGGAUGGCAAGCAUGUUGUCUUUGGCCGUGUCAAGGAGGGGAUGAACGUGGUGGAGGCCAUGGAGCGCUGUGGCUCCAAAGAUGGCAAAACAAGCAAGAAGAUCACCAUUACCGACUGUGGGCAGCUCUCAUAAACCCUCCUCUCAACAACUGACCGUUUCUUCAGCAGCCUGGGCACCGCACCCUGCUGCAGCUCGCCCUGUCCCACCCCGCUCCUGACUUAUUGCUGCGUUUCUACUGGGUCUCAGCCCCAUGUGCACGGUCCAGCUGGGCCGCGGUUACCUUUAUGAGUCUAAAUAAAAUGAGUUAAACCACA
Molecule: messenger RNA, 1318 nt
Organism: Haliaeetus leucocephalus (bald eagle)
Lineage: Eukaryota; Metazoa; Chordata; Aves; Accipitriformes; Accipitridae
Gene: PPIA
Product: peptidylprolyl isomerase A (cyclophilin A)
Exons: 4
Coding region: 819-1136 (105 amino acids)
Biological process (GO): protein peptidyl-prolyl isomerization
Molecular function (GO): peptidyl-prolyl cis-trans isomerase activity
Source: RefSeq, a predicted model, not a curated record